Messenger RNA from Oldenlandia corymbosa var. corymbosa, 4203 nucleotides. Lineage: Eukaryota; Viridiplantae; Streptophyta; Magnoliopsida; Gentianales; Rubiaceae. The record is from the annotation of a GenBank genome assembly.
AUGGCAGAGCGGGCCAAUCUGGUCUUUCACAAUAAAGCGAUCGAUGGAACUGCCAUGAAACGACUUAUUAGUCGAUUAAUAGAUCACUUUGGAAUGGCAUAUACAUCACACAUCCUGGAUCAAGUAAAAACCCUGGGUUUUCAACAAGCUACUGCUACAUCUAUUUCAUUAGGAAUUGAUGAUCUUUUAACAAUACCUUCAAAAGGAUGCCUAGUGCAAGAUGCUGAACAACAAAGUUUGAUUUUUGAAAAACACCACCAUUCUGGCAAUGUACACGCAGUAGAAAAAUUACGUCAAUCCAUUGAAAUCUGGUAUGCUACAAGUGAAUAUUUGCGACAGGAAAUGAAUCCAAAUUUUAGGAUGACUGACCCUUUUAAUCCCGUUCAUAUAAUGUCUUUUUCAGGUGCUAGAGGAAAUGUAUCUCAGGUACAUCAAUUAGUAGGUAUGAGAGGAUUAAUGUCGGAUCCCCAAGGACAAAUGAUUGAUUUACCUAUUCAAAGCAAUUUACGGGAAGGACUCUCUUUAACAGAAUAUAUCAUCUCUUGCUACGGAGCCCGCAAGGGGGUUGUGGAUACUGCUGUACGAACAUCAGAUGCCGGAUAUCUUACACGCAGACUUGUUGAAGUAGUUCAACACAUUGUUGUACGCCGAACCGAUUGUGGGACCGCCCGGGGGAUUUCUCUGAGUCCUCGGAAUGGGAUGAUGCCCGAACGUUUUUUUAUUCAAACAUUAAUUGGUCGUGUAUUAGCAGAUGAUAUAUAUAUGGGUCCGCGAUGUAUUGCCACUCGGAAUCAAGACAUUGGAAUUGGGCUUGUCAAUCGAUUUAUAACUUUUCGUGCCGAAACAAUACCUAUUCGCACCCCCUUUACUUGUAGGAGUACAUCUUGGAUCUGCCGAUUUUGUUAUGGCCAGAGUCCUACGCAUGGCGACCUCGUUGAAUUGGGAGAAGCUGUAGGUAUUAUUGCGGGUCAAUCGAUUGGCGAACCGGGUACUCAAUUAACAUUAAGAACGUUUCAUACCGGAGGAGUAUUCACAGGAGGUACUGCGGAACAUGUAAGAACUCCUUAUAAUGGAAAAAUAAAAUUCAACAAGGAUUUAGUUCAUCCGACACGUACACGCCACGGACAUCCUGCUUUUCUAUGCUCUACGGAUUUGUAUGUAACUAUUGAGAGUGAGGAUAUUGUCCAUAAUGUAAAUAUUCCAUCAAAGAGUUUUCUUUUAAUUAAAAACGAUCAAUAUGUAGAAUCAGAACAAGUGAUUGCUGAGAUUCGGGCAGGAACAUCCACUUUGAAUUUUAAAGAGAAAGUUCGAAAACAUAUUUAUUCUGACUCAGACGGCGAAAUGCACUGGAGUACUGAUGUGUAUCAUGCACCCGAAUUUACAUAUGGUAAUGUCCAUCUAUUACCCAAAACAAGUCAUUUAUGGAUAUUAUUAGGAGGUCCGUGUAGAUCGAGUCUAGUCUCCCUUUCGCUUCACAAGGAUCAAGAUCAAAUGAACGCGCACUCUCUUUCUGGCAAGCAAAGAGAUUUUUCUUCCAACCUCUCAGGAACUAAUGCCCCUACUAGUUACAAAUUCUUUAGUUCGGAUUUUUAUGGUAAAAAAAAAGAGAGGGGCCGGAAUUUUUUAGACUUUAAUCGAAUCAUAUGUACCGGGCCUCGUAAUCUCCUAUAUUCAGACAUUCUCCGGGAGAAUUCGGAUUUAUUGUCAAAGAGGCGAAGAAAUAGAUUUCUUAUGCCACUUCAACCGAUUCACGAACGCGAAAACGAAUUAAUAUCCACUUUAGGUAUCUCGAUUGAAAUUCCCUUAAAUGGUAUUUUUCGUAGAAAUAGUAUUCUUUCUUAUUUUGAUGAUCCUCGAUAUCGAAGAAACAGCUCCGGAAUUACUAAAUAUGGGACUAUCGAAAUGCAAUCAAUCGUCAAAAAAGAAGAUUUGAUUGAGUAUCGAGGGGUUAAGGAAUUUAAGUCAAAAUCCCAAAUGAAAGUAGAUCGAUUUUUUUUCAUUCCAGAAGAAGUGCAUAUCUUACCGGGAUCCUCCUCUAUAAUGGUACGGAACAAUAGUAUCAUUGGGGUAGAUACACAAAUAACUUUAAAUAUAAGAAGUCGGGGAGGGGGGUUGGUUCGGGUCGAUAGGAAAAAAAAAAGAAUUGAACUGAAAAUCUUUUCUGGAGAUAUUCAUUUUCCUGGAGAGACAGAUAAGAUAUCCCGACAUAGUGGCGUUUUGAUACCGAUACCACCAGGAAUAAGAAAAAGAAAUUCGAAGGGAUUAAAAAAACGGAAAAGUUGGAUCUAUGUCCAACGGAUUACACCUAGCAAAAAGGGGUAUUUUGUUUUGGUUCGACCUGUCGUCAUAUAUGAACUAAUGGACGGUCUAAAUGUAGCAACGCUUUUCCCCCCCGAUCUGUUGCAGGAAAGGGACAAUGUCCGACUUCGGGUUGUAAAUUAUAUCCUUUAUGGAAAUGGCAAACCAAUUCGAGGAAUUUCGUAUAGAGGAAUUUUGGAUACAAGUAUUCAAUUAGUCCGUACUUGUUUAGUAUUGGAUUGGGAUAACGAAAAAAAAAAAAAAAGUUCUUUGAGCAAAGAAAUCCGUGCAUCUUUUAUUGAAAUAAGUACAAACGGUUUGAUUCGGCAUUUCCUACGAAUCGACUUGACAAAAUCCUUUAGUACCGAUAUCGGAAAAAGGAAUCAGCCCUUAGGUUCAGGAUUGCUCUCUGAUAAUGGAUCAGAUUGCCCCAAUAUCAAUCCGUUUUAUUCCCUUUUUUGCGAUUCUAAGGCAAGAAUUCAACAAUUCUUUAAUCCAAGUCAAGGAACUAUUCAUACGUUGUUGAAUAGAAAUAAGGAAUUCCAAUCAUUGAUAAUUUUGUUAUCAUCCAAUUGUUCUCGAACGGAUACAUUCGACGUUGUAAAAUAUCACAAUCGAAUAAAAGAAUCAAUUAAAAAAAAUUCUCGAAUUACAAUUAGGAAUUCGCUGGGCCCUUUAGGAUCAGUCUAUCCAAUUGAAAAUUGUUAUUCGUUUUCUCAUUUAAUAACUCAUAAUCCCAUUUUGGUAACUAACUAUUUGCAACUUGACAAUUUAAAAGAGACUUUUCAAGUAAUUAAAUAUUAUUCAAUGGAUGAAAAUGGAAAAAUUUAUAAUCCCGACCCAUGCACAGGCAAUAACAUUAUUUUGAAUCCAUUCAAUUUAAAUUGGUAUUUUUUCUAUCACAAUUAUUGUUAUUUUGAAGGGACAUCUACAAUAAUAAGUCUUGGACAGUUUAUUUGUUCAAAUGUGUGUAUAGCCAAAAAUAGACCCCACCUAAAGCCGGGUCAAGUUAUAUUUGUUCAAGUCGACUCCGUAGUAAUACGUUCAGCUAAGCCUUAUUUGGCCACCCCAGGAGCAACUGUUCAUGGGCAUUAUGGGGAAAUCCGUUACGAAGGAGAUAUAUUAGUUACUUUUAUAUAUGAAAAAUCGAGAUCUGGUGAUAUAACACAAGGUCUUCCAAAAGUAGAACAGGUAUUAGAAGUUCGUUCGAUUGAGUCAAUAUCUAUGAAUCUAGAAAAAAGGAUUGAGGGUUGGAACAAAUGUAUAACAAAAAUUCUUGGAAUUCCUUGGGGAUUCUUAAUUGGUGCUAAGCUAACUAUAGUUCAAAGUCGUAUCUCUUUGGUUAACAAAAUCCAAAAGGUUUAUAGAUCCCAGGGGGUGCAGAUUCAUAAUAAACAUAUAGAAAUUAUUGUACGUCAAAUAACAUCAAAGGUAUUGAUUUCAGAAGACGGAAUGUCUAAUGUUUUUUCGCCCGGAGAACUAAUUGGAUUGUUGCGAGCGGAACGAAUGGGGCGCGCUUUCGAAGAAGUGAUCUAUUACCGAGCCGUCUUAUUGGGAAUAACAAGAGCAUCUCUCAAUACUCAAAGUUUCAUAUCUGAAGCGAGUUUUCAAGAAACUUCUCGAGUUUUAGCCAAAGCCGCUCUUCGGGGGCGUAUCGAUUGGUUGAAAGGUCUGAAAGAAAACGUUGUUUUGGGAGGAAUGAUACCCGUUGGGACUGGGGUCAAAGGAUUAGUGCAUCCUUCAAAACAACAUAAUAAGAUUCCCUUGGAAACAAAAAAAAAGAAUCUAUUCGAGAGGGAUAUGAGAGAUAUUUUAUUUCACCAAAGAAAAUUAUUUGAUUCCUUUCUUUCAAAAAGUUUACUUGAUACAUCAGAACACUCUUUUAUAGGAUUUAGUAAGUCUUAA